AUACGGGUACUUUACUCUAUGACCUUUCGCGAGUGUUUUGCUUCGGAAAUAAAAAUGUAUUAGUAACAAAAAUUAGAUUAAUUUAAACUGUUUCGAAUGUUAGUGAUCUAUAAAACCUCUCGGCUAUAAUUUAAAAACAGAUUUAUUAAAUAUAAUUUGUAAUAUGGACGGAAAAACAACGAAAAUGCCCAAAGUGGCUAAGGUAAAGAACAAAGCACCGGCUGAAAUACAAAUCACUGCUGAACAGCUUUUACGCGAGGCCAAAGAGAGAGAUUUAGAAAUAUUACCUCCACCGCCGAAACAGAAGAUCUCAGAUCCGGAAGAACUUAGAGACUAUCAACAUCGCAAGAGAAAAGCAUUCGAAGAUAACAUUCGAAAGAAUAGACUUGUCAUAGGCAAUUGGCUCAAAUAUGCACAAUGGGAGGAAUCACAGAAACAAGUACAAAGGGCCCGAUCUAUUUAUGAGAGAGCCUUGGAUGUGGACCACAGAAAUGUUACCCUAUGGCUGAAAUAUACAGAAAUGGAAAUGCGAAACAGGCAAGUGAACCAUGCGAGGAAUCUGUGGGAUAGAGCAGUGACAAUCUUGCCUAGAGUAUCCCAAUUUUGGUACAAGUACACCUAUAUGGAGGAGAUGUUGGAAAAUGUUGCUGGAACCAGACAAGUAUUUGAGCGGUGGAUGGAGUGGCAACCCGAUGAACAAGCCUGGCAGACUUACAUUAACUUUGAAUUACGAUACAAAGAACUUGACAGAGCUAGACAAAUAUAUGAAAGGUUUGUUAUGGUCCAUCCGGAUGUGAAACAUUGGAUUAAAUAUGCUAGGUUUGAAGAAAACCAUGGCUUCAUAAAUAGUGCCAGAAAAGUAUAUGAAAGAGCAGUUGAAUUCUUUGGUGAUGAAGAACUAGACGAAAGAUUAUUCAUUGCUUUUGCCAAAUUUGAAGAAAAUCAAAAGGAACAUGAUAGAGCAAGAGUAAUUUACAAGUAUGCCCUGGACCAUAUAUCUAAAGACAGAAACAAAGAGCUGUACAAAGCCUAUACUAUUCACGAGAAAAAAUACGGCGAUAGAUCUGGAAUUGAAGAUGUCAUUGUAAAUAAAAGGAAAUACAUGUAUGAACAGGAAGUAAUUGAGAAUCCUACUAACUAUGAUGCAUGGUUUGAUUACAUAAGACUUGUUGAAAAUGAAGGCAACACUGAUGAUGUUAGAGACACUUAUGAGAGAGCUGUUGCAAAUGUGCCCCCAUCAAAAGACAAACAAUUCUGGAGGCGAUAUAUUUACCUUUGGAUUAACUAUGCAUUAUAUGAAGAAUUAGAAGCAGAAGAUAUUGAUCGAGCUAGACAAGUUUACAAAACAUGCCUGGAACUAAUACCACAUAAAAUAUUCACAUUUUCGAAAAUUUGGCUUAUGUAUGCACAACUAGAAGUCAGAUGCAAGAAUUUAAAACAAGCUAGAAAAACAUUAGGUAUGGCUCUAGGGAUGUGUCCAAGAGACAAAUUGUACAGAGGUUACAUUGAUCUGGAGAUUCAAUUGAGAGAAUUUGAUAGGUGUAGAAUUUUGUAUCAAAAAUUUUUAGAAUAUGGCCCUGAGAACUGUAUAACCUGGAUUAAAUUUGCCGAGCUUGAGACCUUACUUGGUGAUAUAGACAGAGCAAGGGCUAUUUAUGAAGUAGCAGUGGGCCAGCCAAGACUCGACAUGCCUGAGUUGCUGUGGAAGAGUUAUAUCGAUUUUGAAGUCUCUCAAGGUGAAACAGAUAAAGCUCGCCAGUUAUAUGAGAGAUUAUUAGAAAGAACUGUUCACGUCAAAGUAUGGCUUUCAUACGCGAAGUUUGAGUUGAAUGCAGAGAACCCUGAUAAUAUUAAUAUUGAUUUAGCGCGACGAGUCUACGAGCGCGCCAAUGAUAUUCUUAGAACAGCUGGUGAAAAAGAAUCCAGAGUUCUGCUCCUAGAAGCUUGGAAAGAUUUUGAAACUGAAAUAGGUGAUGAAGAGAAGCUUGAAAAUGUUUUAGCUAAAAUGCCAAGAAGAGUUAAAAAGAGACAGAAGAUUGUCAGUGAGGCAGGUGUUGAAGAGGGCUGGGAAGAGGUGUUUGAUUACAUAUUCCCUGAAGAUGAAAUGGUCAGACCUAAUCUGAAACUUCUAGCGGCUGCCAAGAACUGGCGUAAAAAGCAAGUCAUACCAGAAAGUACAGAGUCUAACACUGAUGCAGAACAUGAAAAGGAGAGUGUUAGUGCAGAAGGAAGUGAAAGUAAUAAUGAAUCAUAAGUUGCGGAUAUUAUU
Molecule: messenger RNA, 2269 nt
Organism: Maniola jurtina (meadow brown)
Lineage: Eukaryota; Metazoa; Arthropoda; Insecta; Lepidoptera; Nymphalidae
Gene: crn
Product: protein crooked neck
Exons: 5
Coding region: 164-2254 (696 amino acids)
Biological process (GO): mRNA splicing, via spliceosome; spliceosomal complex assembly
Cellular component (GO): U2-type catalytic step 2 spliceosome; Prp19 complex; precatalytic spliceosome
Molecular function (GO): protein binding
Source: RefSeq, a predicted model, not a curated record